GCGACCGCCGGUCGACCCGAAGCUGGUUUCAUGGCAGCCGCGAAGAAAGCAGUUUUGGGGCCCUUGGUGGGGGCAGUGGACCAAGGCACCAGCUCGACGCGCUUUUUGGUUUUCAAUUCAAAAACAGCUGAACUACUUAGUCAUCAUCAAGUAGAAAUAAAACAAGAGUUUCCAAAAGAAGGAUGGGUGGAACAAGAUCCUAAGGAAAUUCUGCAGUCUGUCUAUGAGUGUAUAGAGAAAACUUGUGAGAAACUUGGACAGCUCAAUAUUGAUAUUUCCAACAUAAAAGCCAUUGGUGUUAGUAACCAGAGGGAAACCACAGUCGUCUGGGACAAGCUGACCGGAGAGCCUCUCUACAACGCUGUGGUGUGGCUUGAUCUAAGAACACAGUCUACCGUUGAGACUCUCAGUAAAAGAAUUCCAGGAAAUAAUAACUUUGUCAAGUCCAAGACAGGCCUUCCACUUAGCACUUACUUCAGUGCAGUGAAACUUCGUUGGCUGCUUGACAAUGUAAGGAAAGUUCAAAAGGCUGUGGAAGAAGAUAGAGCUCUUUUUGGGACCAUUGAUUCGUGGCUAAUCUGGUGUUUGACAGGAGGAACCAAUGGGGGCGUCCAUUGUACAGAUGUAACUAACGCAAGUAGGACGAUGCUUUUCAACAUUCACUCUUUGGAGUGGGAUAAGGAGCUCUGCGAGUUUUUUGAAAUUCCAAUGAAAGUUCUUCCAAAUGUCCGGAGUUCUUCUGAGAUCUAUGGCCUAAUGAAAAUCUCUCAUAGCCUGAAAGCCGGAGCCUUGGAAGGUGUACCGAUAUCUGGGUGUUUGGGGGAUCAAUCUGCUGCAUUGGUGGGACAGAUGUGUUUCCAAGAUGGGCAAGCCAAAAACACGUACGGAACAGGCUGUUUCUUACUGUGUAAUACGGGCCGAAAGUGUGUGUUUUCUGAACAUGGCCUUUUGACCACCGUGGCUUACAAACUUGGCAGAGACAAGCCAGUAUAUUAUGCACUAGAAGGCUCUGUAGCCAUAGCUGGCGCGGUUAUCCGCUGGUUAAGAGACAAUCUUGGAAUUAUAAAGACCUCAGAGGAAAUUGAGAAACUUGCUAAGGAAGUAGGAACGUCUUACGGCUGCUAUUUCGUGCCUGCGUUUUCCGGCUUGUACGCGCCCUACUGGGAGCCCAGCGCCAGAGGGAUCAUCUGUGGGCUCACUCAGUUUACCAAUAAAUGUCAUAUCGCUUUUGCUGCAUUAGAAGCUGUCUGCUUCCAAACCCGAGAGAUUUUGGAUGCCAUGAAUCGUGACUGUGGAAUUCCACUCAGUCAUCUGCAGGUAGACGGAGGCAUGACCGCCAACAAGAUUCUGAUGCAGCUGCAAGCAGAUAUUCUGUGUAUCCCUGUAGUGAAGCCAUCGAUGCCAGAAACCACAGCCCUGGGGGCCGCCAUGGCGGCUGGAGCUGCAGAAGGGGUUGGUGUUUGGAGUCUCGAACCUGAGGACUUGUCGGCUGUCACAAUGGAACGGUUUGAACCCCAGAUCAAUGCUGAGGAAAGUGAAAUCCGUUAUUCUACAUGGAAGAAAGCUGUGAUGAAGUCAAUGGGUUGGGUUACAACUCAGUCUUCAGAAAGCGGUGACCCUAGUAUCUUCUGUAGUCUGCCCUUGGGCUUUUUUAUAGUGAGUAGCAUGGUAAUGUUAAUCGGAGCAAGGUACAUCUCAGGUAUCCCAUAAGUAAUACCAGCUCAUGGAUGCAAAAGAUGCGAGCUUUUUACCUAACGAGAGAAUUCAGCGAUUCUGUCUUUUAAUGUGAUGACACUAUUCAUAGACUGGUUUUAUUUUUAAGCCACUUGCUGCAUGACCCUCCACGUAGACCUGUGGCUUGAAAUAAAGAAAAUGCAGCAGAAAGAACGCUAUAGAAACAUUUGGUGUGUUUUUUAACAUUAACAAUUAAGAUUGGACCAGCCGCCUUUCAGGCUGGCCCCUCUGUUGCCAUUAGUGCUAAGCUCUAGGGAGCAUUCAGAUCCUGUCCAGUGGAAUUUGUCAUCAGACACACUCAAAUGCCGAUGGGCCAGGAGUUCAUUCUCUGCACUACAUACACUUAAGGGUUAUUACUAACUGGCUGAUCAUGAACGAUUUUUAAUUUGUUUCUUUUGAACAGACCCCACCCCACCCCACUCUUCUUUUCUGCACAUUAGGGAGACUAUGACAGCUUCAUGAUUAUUAAUGUAAAUCUCUGCUAAAUUCUUAAGAUGGAAAUUUAGCACGCUCGCUCAUAGCCCAGAUAUUUUCAGGGAAGGACUUGCCAAAACUGAAAUUCUUCUGACAUUUUACAUAGUCUCACUAAUUACACUGAAAUUGCUGUCUGAAUCUCAUCAGAAAAGAUGCUGUUUCCAUUUUGUCAUCUCUCCUUUUUAUAUUUUUUACUUUUAUGGAUAAUACAUCUGCCUAUAUAUUUUAUAUACUAGGGCAGCCCAUUUGUAAAUUGAGUACAUUUUACACAAUCUCACUAAUUAUGGUGAAUUUCUGUCUGCAUCUUACAGGAAGGAACACUUGCUCUUUUUUUUCUUCUCAUCUCUCCUUUUUAUACUUCUUCCUUUUUAUGUAUAACAUACACACCUAUGCAUUUUAUACAGAAGAUAGCCCAUUUAUAAAUUAAGAGCACAUUGAGUUCAUGAGAUUGUAAUGGGGCUGGUCUUCAGUAGACCACUACGUGUAUAAAUAUUUUGGGGAAAACAGCUGUGUACAUUUUGGGCAAUGGUUAUGCAUAAUUAUUUACCAGGAGAAACUUUUUUCUUAAAGAGCCAAUAUUUAAAAUUUAAUUAAA
Messenger RNA from Condylura cristata (star-nosed mole), 2803 nucleotides. RefSeq names its product glycerol kinase (gene GK). Gene Ontology annotation, molecular function: glycerol kinase activity. The transcript has 21 exons. Bases 31 to 1710 code for a protein of 559 amino acids. Gene Ontology annotation, biological process: glycerol-3-phosphate biosynthetic process; glycerol metabolic process; triglyceride metabolic process. Gene Ontology annotation, cellular component: mitochondrion. The record is from RefSeq and is a predicted model, not a curated record. NCBI's taxonomy places the organism in Eukaryota, Metazoa, Chordata, Mammalia, Eulipotyphla, Talpidae.